UUUUUGCGCACGCCGUUGCGCUCUGUGUCGGAAAAUGUGGAAAAUUUUUCGCGGAGGUUGUGACACAUCGUAAACAAUUUGUGAGCCACGUGGUGUCCAAGUGUUUCGACGAGAAAUAUACCGAGGAAUACACGUUGAUUAUUGGAUCGCAAUCGUAUUUUUUUUUUUUUUUACUGCAAACAUGAAGUUAAUUGUAUCGAGAUUGCAUUGCACAAGAUUCGCGUCCUUGCGACAUUUUUCAGCGAAGCCAAAGGCUGUGCUUGACGAUGCAGUAUCCACUUCAAUCUCUAACAAUGAAAUGAAGUAUAGACAUCAUCCAGGUGUCAUUGCUAGAACACCAGUGUUUCCAAAGUGGGCACUAAAGGAGAUACACGACGUUCUGAAAGAGAAAAGAAUUGUCUUGAAAGACAUUAAUGAGAGCGCGAAGAAAUUGGUACAGCAUUUGAAUAAACGCCAUCCUCCAUUGGAGCAACACAUGUUACCAGAAAAAUUACUGAAAGUAGUGGACCGCUUGAAUCUUAAUAAUCCUGGCGAGGGGAUAACGAUGGAGGAUAUAGACUUCAAGAAAGAUGCAAAAUCCCGGAUUAUCUUGAAGCAAAACGUUUAUAAUUGGCAGCCAAUAAACUUUGAUAAACUCACUUGCCUAACGUACCUGGUCGCCAGGGGUGUUCAGAAUUAUGCGGUCUUGCAUAGGAUUUUCGAUGAAAUUAAAUUGCGCGACAAGGAUUUCAGGCCCCAAACAUUGUUUGAUUUUGGUUCUGGUGUUGGCACAGUCAUGUGGGCGGCGUCUGAGAUCUGGUCGAACACGUUAAAAGAAUACUUUUGUGUUGAAUCGUCGGAAUCCAUGAUUGAAUUGUCGGAAAGAUUAGCGAAAGCUGCCCGACCUAAGAUCAAAGAAGUUUACUACCGCCAAUAUUUUCCUCUCUCCAUGAACCGAACUUACGAUAUCGUAGUGAGCGCGUACUCUUUAUUUGAAUUACCGGGUAUGGCGUCGCGUAUCGAAACGCUAUUGAAGCUCUGGACGAAAACUGAAAACUAUCUGAUUAUUGUAGAAGAAGGGACUAAUGCAGGUUUCAAACUAGUAAAUGAAGCGCGAAGUUUCAUUCUCAAAUACGCGAAUUCGAAACGCAGACGUGGAACGCAAUUCGCACAUGUUUUCUCACCUUGCCCACACGAUUUGAAGUGUCCGAGAUUCAUCACCGACGAUACUCCGUGCAACUUUAAUGUUCUAUAUCAUCCGAUGCAAUUUCUCGGCGGUUCGAAACACAAGCCAGAGCUGUAUUCCUAUGUCGUAUUAAAGAAAAGCAAACGUCCUGAAGAUGACAAGCAGUGGCCAAGGAUUGUGCGAGCCGUACUAAACCGUAAUAAUCACACGAUCUGUCGCAUGUGCACCAACAGUGGAGAGCUGAAGGAGGAGAUAUUUACAAAAUACAAGCACGGAAGACACAUGUACCGUUGUGCGAAAACGAGUAAAUGGGGCGAUAGAUUACCUUUGCAUUUCGAACAACAAGAGAGUCCAGAAGAUGUUGAAACAGUUAGUGAAAUAGCUACUAAAAAUGAAGAGAAUACAUAGAAUAAGAAAAUAAAGUUUCAUUAAAUGUU
Molecule: messenger RNA, 1602 nt
Organism: Wasmannia auropunctata (little fire ant)
Lineage: Eukaryota; Metazoa; Arthropoda; Insecta; Hymenoptera; Formicidae
Product: methyltransferase-like protein 17, mitochondrial
Exons: 10
Coding region: 182-1573 (463 amino acids)
Biological process (GO): translation
Cellular component (GO): mitochondrial small ribosomal subunit
Molecular function (GO): structural constituent of ribosome; methyltransferase activity
Source: RefSeq, a predicted model, not a curated record